GACCAAACCACGAUAUCGCCCGCGUGACUUUCCAUCGCAUUGUGCCUGCGCUGUCUCAAGGACAAUUGUUUUAAUUAUGGCCUGCUGCGCAAUUGCCGGCGUAGUCCCACUUGGAUGAAAUGAUGCGCGCAGUUGUCUUCAAAGGCGUUCGCCAGGUCGCGGUGGAAGACCGCCCUAUGCCAACCAUCCAAGACCCCAAGGACAUCGUCGUCAAAGUCCGAUAUACAGCAGUAUGUGGAAGUGAAUUGCACGUCUUUAGGGGUCACCAGCCGUCCAACACCGGCUUUAUCAUGGGCCAUGAAGUCACCGGCGUUGUAGACAAAGUAGGCGAGGACGUGAAGAAUCUUGUCCCUGGCGACUCAGUCGUCUGUCCAUUCACUGUCAGCUGUGGAGAAUGCUAUUAUUGCACGCACGGUUACACGUCGCGUUGCGAGAAAUCUCUGCUGCUUGGUUGCCCGCUUCUUGAUGGAGCACAAGCGGAGUAUGUUCGCAUUCCACUUGCAGAGUCGACUGUUGUCAAAGCACCCAAGGGCAUUGAAGAGUUGAAGCUGUGUCUCAUGGCCGACAUCUUUCCCACAGGAUAUUUUGCAGCCAGCAAUGGUCUGAGCAAACUCGACCCUACGAUUGCCCGAGAAAGUGUCGUGGUCCUGAUUGGUUGCGGUCCAGUCGGCCUAUGUGCAUUGAUUGCAGCUCUUGAGUACCAACCCAAGGCGUUGUUGGCUGUAGAUAGAAUUCCCUCACGUCUGGAUACUGCAAAGAAGCUUGGUGCAGAACCUUGGAACUAUGAAACAGACAAGGAAGGACUCGCAAAACGCAUUCUAGAGUUCACGGACGGCCGGGGAGCUGACGUAGUCAUUGAGGUCGUAGGCCAUAGCGACGCUCUUGAGAUGGGAUUCCAGCUACUUCGACCCUGGGGUACGAUCUCAAGUGUGGGCGUGCACAACGGCCCGAUACCAUGGACUGGUAAUCAGGCCUAUGGGAAGAAUUUGACCCUCCAGAUGGGCAGAUGUCCCGUGCGCAGCAUCUUUCCACAGGCACUUGAGUUGCUAGAGAGGAAGCAACACCUCCUUGACUUCAUGACAGACACGGUCCUGCCCCUGAAUGAUGCUGUAGAGGGCUACUCUCUGUUCGACGCUUCGAAGGUACACAAAGUGAUCCUCGAUGCACAGAAGUAUUGAUGUCGAAAAAUAUGUAUUUUAGAGUUC
Messenger RNA from Boeremia exigua, 1205 nucleotides. Its product is annotated as chaperonin 10-like protein. The transcript has 4 exons. Gene Ontology annotation, molecular function: zinc ion binding; oxidoreductase activity. The coding region runs from base 120 to 1178 and encodes 352 amino acids. NCBI's taxonomy places the organism in Eukaryota, Fungi, Ascomycota, Dothideomycetes, Pleosporales, Didymellaceae. The record is from RefSeq and is a predicted model, not a curated record.